Messenger RNA from Magallana angulata, 2303 nucleotides. RefSeq lists its product as uncharacterized. NCBI's taxonomy places the organism in Eukaryota, Metazoa, Mollusca, Bivalvia, Ostreida, Ostreidae. Bases 148 to 1671 code for a protein of 507 amino acids. The record is from RefSeq and is a predicted model, not a curated record. The transcript has 15 exons.
GAAGAUCCAAUACAUGAUAAAACAGUUGAUGUCAUCUCAGUAAUUAAGAUCAUUAGAGAGAAGAAAACAAGACCAAAGCUUGAGCUUCCUUAUGACCAUGACAGAAAAGGACCAAAGCUUCAUAAUGACAAUGAAAGUAACAAGUUUAUGGAGAAAAUCCCAUCGAAAAUGGAUGUUGGUGUCAAAGGAAAAAUGGAUACCAAUAACGACGUACACCUUAGCUUUGAUGAAAUUGAAAAUAAUGAACUGAUGGAUGUCAACUCCCCGUUAAAAAAAUCAAGACCACGUUCAACACUGUACCUUGUAACAAAAUCGUUACUGAUUUUUGUCAUACCGGCAGUUCUCAUUUACAUGAUUUGUGCUAGUGCCAGAGGAAAUGAACCAGGGGAUCUCCAACCCAGACAGCUUAAACCGGGAAAAGAAGGGGGUUACAAUCAGUUCCUGGGGGGAAAGGACAGUGAGGACUCGCAGCAGACAGGCAUUCACCGCCCAAAUAGAUACCCCACUCCAACGGGCACCGAGAACGAAAACAGCGGACAAGAUGUUGCCAAAAGGAAAACCCUGGAUGUAUUAAUCAAGAAAGACUUGCAAAAAAAGGAGAGAGAAAAGCAAAAGAAUAUGGAAAGAGAGCAGAUGGAACAAGAGAAGAAGGAAGCAGAAAAACAUCGAGAAGAGACCAAGAAAGAAGCAAAGAAUGACAAGACAAAUGAUGGAAAGCCUCACGUUCCAAAGAAGAGUCGAUUUGAUACAGAUGAUGAAGAGGAUGAAAGUUCAUUACCUCCAACUCCAGUCAAGGGGAGGUCAAUGUUUAAAAAACGGGUGAAAAGGAGAAGCCCUUCUCCACAGAAGUUUAAAUCAGAGGAGAAAAAGCAGAUGGGCAUUUCAUGUUUAGGAGAAUCAGCUCCUGUGUAUGAAUCAUCUGGACCAUUUUAUGAUGUUAAUAAAUGUGAACAAGAACGGAAAAUACUGGAGUGCACUGACAAUUCAAAAGUCAAAGCUUGCAUUCGGGAUAAUGAUGAAAAAUCACUGUUGGCUGUCUGCACUAUAAAUAUCUGUCUUUAUGAUCAAGCAUGUCCAAAGGUGACCAGAGAUCUCAACAAUGCUUCAGUUGUUGAUAGCCAAUAUAACCAGUGUCAAAGUUGCAAAAAUAGAGAAAGUUUACAGAGCAGACUAAAUGAAUACGGCAAUGUUGGAGCCGAAUGCUUGAAUAUUUCUGGCACCAGUCCACAACCUAUCGGAACCAAUGAGGAUGAUGGUUUGGAUCUGAAUGUUGCAAUUCCAAUAUCAGUCCUAGUUCCCAUUAUAGUCCUCGGAAUUGGAUUAGGAAUUGGAUUUUGGUGUGUCAAGUAUCGAAGAGGUAGGCAUAAUCAGCAGAAUGGAAACAAUGCAAGUCCUGUAGACCAGGAACGAAAUGGAGGAGGUUCGAUAGAGUUUCAGACUCGGAAUGGAGGAGCGGGGUCUGUGCCUCUGAUGCAGAAUGGAGGAGCGGGGUCUGAGCCUCUGAUGCAGAAUGGAGGAGCGGGGUCUGAGCCUCUGAUGCAGAAUGGAGGAGCGGGGUCUGUGCCUCUGAUGCAGAAUGGAGGAGCGGGGUCUGAGCCUCUGAUGCAGAAUGGAGGAGUGGGUUCUCAGCUUAUGACGCAAAAUGGAGAACAGGGGGAUGCUGAGGUGUAGUUUGAAAAAAUGACAAGCAAAUCUACCGGUUAUCAUUUGUAAAAUCGCUGUGUGGACAUUUGCUGUCUCUCUGCUUACUUGAUGAUGUGUGUGAGCUGGAAUGUGAAAUCUCCGCAAAAAGCCAUCAAAACAACUAUUUCUUGGACAUGAUAUCUUCUCUUAUGCAAGUCUCUUCUGUAUCAUCAUGGCAUUCAUCUGGAAAUAAAAUUGUGCAGAGAUCCCGAGGAUGAAGUCUUUCUUACGUGCUUUUUAUGUUGUGUACUGAACGAUGGCUGUGAAAACAUUAAAACAAUUGUCUCUUAGCUGGCUUAUGUUUAAAUUAUAUCAUUUAUUUUCUCUGCAUAUAUUUACUAUUGAUAAUAAAAUUUAUUUUGUAACUUAUUAUACCCCACACAACAAAUGUUCAGGGGAUAAAGUCUGUCAGUCCCGUUUUGUUUUUAUUUGUACAUUGCAACUCCUUUCAAUCUCUACAUUAUACUCUAUGUAUCCAGUUUAUGAGAAUGAAUUCAUUGUCAUUGGCUAUACAAAUGUACCAUAUAAAUGCAUUUGUUUCCAUGUAAUGGAUAGAUUUUCAACUUCAUAAUUGCUUUUAGAUUUUUAUUCUAUUUGUGGAAAUAAAAAGAGAAAUGUCA